Molecule: messenger RNA, 871 nt
Organism: Didymodactylos carnosus
Lineage: Eukaryota; Metazoa; Rotifera; Eurotatoria; Philodinida; Philodinidae
Source: the annotation of a GenBank genome assembly
UUGACCUGGGUUGGACCAAUCGUUAAGAGUGUUCUACCCAAGCUCCCCCAGGUCAAAGAAUCUUACUGUAAGAUCUUAUAAGAUUCUUGUACUAUUUCGUCUAAUUUCGUAAGAUUCGUAUAAGAAUUUGUAAGAUUUUGUAAGAAACAUAGAAACUGAUGUUUGAUGUAAGAUCUUAUAUUGAGAUUUCAUCAAAUUUCGCAAGAUUCUUGUAUGAUUUUAUAAGAUUUUAUAAGAUGAAUCCGUUUCUAUGCUUUUCCGUGAGAUUUUAUAAGAUCGUGUAAGAUCUUGAUCUGAUUUUUUGACCUGGGAUGUUCAAAAGGACAUAUCUUGAUGUAUUUACUGCUUUCGAUUUACUGCUAUAAGUGCUUUCAAUCUUUAGUUUAUACAUGAAGUUAAUACCGUCGCUGAUCCCUAUUAUGCAAAUAUCGUCGAAUCAGUUCAAAAGAAUUGUCAAAAAUUAGCUACGGCAAUAGUUGCGCAGUUGACAAAAUAUCUUAACAAAGAGAACAUUGAAGACGAAGAAAAACCGUUUGCGUUAGUACAAUUCAUCAUGAAACAUUAUGGAGAAUCAAAAAGAUACAUAUUCAAUCAGGAACUGAUACAUGCAUUUCCAUUGAUACAACCAAAUUGGUCGAUUAAUGGUCAACAGUACAAGUUGUAUAUUGAAAGUCAAGCAGUCACCCAAACAUCAUCACAAGCAGAAGCAAUAGCAGCAUUAAUUGGUUCAUACGAAUUAUUCAAUAUGGUCUACCCGUCUCAAAUAAAACAUACACUUGAAACACUUCAUGGUUUAUUUUUUUCCAAACGGAAUGUUUCAUUGAGUUUGGGAACUCGACGAUUUCUGGAACGUUUCAAAUUUAUUUGUUAG